This is a messenger RNA of Brassicogethes aeneus, 5988 nucleotides long. NCBI's taxonomy places the organism in Eukaryota, Metazoa, Arthropoda, Insecta, Coleoptera, Nitidulidae. The record is from the annotation of a GenBank genome assembly.
UGUCAUCAUCAUAGAAAUAAUAUUAUAGUUUUAUUUCUAUGGUCAUCAUUAUCGAAAGUAUACAGUGGUGGAAAAAAGUAUGGAAUAUUUUUAAUAUUUGGAUUUUAGGCCCCUAACAAUUUUUAAAACUUUUGUUAUUUGGUUACAAGAAAUCUUGUUUAAUUAUAAUGUGUAGCGUACUAUUUAAUUGCUGCAUAUCAUUGUUUUGUUUGUUUUUUUUUAUCUUCUGAGUUUUUGCUUGGAAAAAAGUAUGGAAUAAUCUUUCAAUUGCGACCAGUUUUGCAUUAGUUCUUAAUAUUUUCGCACAAUUCUAGUUUCAGCAUGUUAUUUUGGUCAAAUAGCUGGAAUUUGCUAAAUGCCAAAACAUUUUGAAGAAGAAUCAUAUUAUUUUUAUAAUAAUUAAAAAAUGGAUUUUACCUUUGAAUCUUACCAAAAUAUACCUAAUGAUGAAAAUUUAGCUAAUCUAUUAAGUUUAUUCAAUACUUCCACCAAGGAUGUUGAAUUUAAGGAUUUAAUAGACAAAUUGUAUUUAAUUUACCAUGAAUCUAAUAAAUCCAAGAAAAAGGAGGCUAGAAACCUAAUUUUGGAACAGUUUUAUGCAUUUAGUUCCAAAAAGAACAUAAAGAAAUGUAUAUUGGACAAAACCAACAAAAUAAAUGUUAAUGAUUUUGUGAUAGAUGCUGUUAAUGAUAUACAAUUAACAAUAAAGAAUGAAAAAAAAUGUAACAUGAAACAUUUUACCCAACUUCAGCAAUUUUUGUAUGGAAUUCAAAAUAUAAAGAAAGAUAAUGAAUUUAUAUUGAAGACAUUGCUUCCAUUAUACCAUACCAUUUUUAUUGGGUUUUUAGCACAAGCAAGAUUAAAUUUUCCUGCCAUUGCCUGUUAUGAGGAAUUAAUGCAGCUUAUAAAUCUUAUAUUCAAGCAAAUUUUGUCAGGGUUUGCAAAGAGAGAUACUUUUAAAAACAAUGUUUUGGAAGAAUAUUCUAUUGACUUUAUUAAACUCUCCCAUGAAGUUUUAAGCCUUGAAAUUGUCAGUUAUGAUGUUAAGACCAAAUGUGGUUUAAUUUUAGGACAUUCCUUGAUGAUUUUAACACAAGAGGAACUGGAUGAAUUUAAGCACAAAAAAUAUCCAGUUUUGGAACUAAUGGAAAAUAAUUGUGAAGAAAGAUGGAUUCCUUUAAAAAAAUGUGUUUUAAAAAAUAUUUUGUCAAAUGAUAGUAUCAAAGUUAUUAUUUAUUCAGCUAUUUUUAAUGUGAUACCCACAAAUGAAUUACUGAAUAUCCAAGUUCAUUCUAAAAACUUAGUUACCAUUCUAUAUGAAGAGUUGAUUAAAUGCUCAAAAAGGACAACCUCAAAUCCACCUCAAAUAGUGGAAGUUAGUAGAAUCCUUAGUAUGAUUGGAAAAAACUUAAAAUCCAUACCCAUGGACUUUACAAAAAAUAUAUUUGAGCAAGGUUUGGAGUUUGUUUGGUCUCAUAUUGAUCAUUUUGUUGAUACAGUAAGAAGUUACACCAAAUUAAUUUGUGGAGAUUUAGUUGAGUUGGCUUAUUUGCAAAAAAACAAUGUUUCCAGUGGAUGCUUGGAUAUUUUAUUGCAUAAUAUAAAUUCAACAUCUAAAUCUCAUACAGUAUGGUUUGUAGCAAUAGAACAAGUUGCUAAACAUUUUGGUUGUGAUUUUGUAUUUAAAACAUAUCCACUAUUUCAAUCUAGUAUUUUGAGCAGCCUAAAGUGUACCAAUAAGGAUUUAGCCUGUAAAACAUAUAUAUCUCUAAUGGAACAGCAUUUCAAAGAAACUGAUAAAGAUAAUUGGUUUAAAAUAUGGAUAUUACCACUAACCAAUUUAUUAAAUGAAGACUCUGGUGCCACAAUUCAUUAUCAAAAUAUAUUAACAAUCAGCUUUAAAAUUAAUCCAUUAGUCAUUCGAAAGCUUUAUGGUUUUAAUAUUAAGGAAAAACAGCAUCCAAAUUACUCAUAUUAUAAAUGUUUAUCAAAUAAAGCACAAAGUUGUGUGAUGUUAAAAAUCCUUAAACUUGCAAGAAGUUCAAAUGUUGCAGUGCCUGAAGAAGAUGACGACAACUUUUGGAGAGGUUUAAUAGACAAAAACCUCUUAAAUUUGUACAAAGUGCAUCAGGAUGAUGAGAUUAGAAUUUCUGUUUUGGGCGUCAUUGUUGAAAGUCAAAAAAGUACGGAAUUGUUUCUAGAAUGGGAGUUUGACUUUUUACUGAGCUAUUUAUUUUACAACAUUUCAUCUCAAGUGCCCCAUAUCAGAAAAGAGACUAUAACUUACUACAAGCAUGCAUUGGCAAGAUAUGAGGCAAGUUACAAUGUUAUACAAAGGAACAUUAAAAAAAUCUACGGAUAUAAUGAAAAAGCUAAAUAUUACACGAAAUUUUUAAAAUCAUUUACAAAACUAUUAAUAGGAAAUCUGGCAAGAGAUGCCAAUUAUCCUAGAAGAUGUGCAUCACUGGAACUUCUUCUACUGGCUGAACCUAUAUUAAAAGAUGAUUGGAUUGGCUGUUGGAAUAAAGAUGCUGUUUUUAAUUUACAAAAUAUACUUUAUGAUAGUUAUGAGGGUAACAAAAAGAUGGCUGUCGCUAUUUUACAUAAACUUUCUCCAACCUUGAUGGGAUUUAAUGAUGAGACAUACACAAAACAAUAUUUAGCAAACUCCAUUAGCAUGGCACAAGACAUUAAACCAAGCAAAACCCUUUCAGCCGCUUAUCAUUUUCAAGUUUGUACAUUAUCCCCUUAUUUUGAAGUUACAGCAAAAGAAUAUUUGCAAAACUCAGUAGAACUGGAUAAUUUCGACUACAUUAUUUUGUGCAUUUUGACAGAGAUGCUUGAAAAACAAAGAAACAAAGUUAUUGUUAUGGAAAAUCUGAAAACCUCUCAGUAUGGAAUAAUAUUAAGUAUAAAUUAUUUGUUAAAAAACAGAAACAUACACGAGAGUAACAAAGAAUUUAGUGUGUUAUUCCAAAGACUUGUCGAUGUUUGCCUGCAAAUGAAAAACAACAUUAUGCCGGUGGUAUGCAAUUCUUCUCCUGAAGGAUAUUUGCCUGAUAACGCCGAUUUGGAAAUAGACGAAUCAUCACUGGCUCAAAUGGUAUUGGUUUAUGCUUGGAGAACUAUGAAAGAACUGACAUUGCUAUUGGCGGAAAUUGUCAGACAAUGUAUUAAAUUAGAGGAACAAAUAAGUAUGCUAAAAGAGGAAGUACUUACUUUAAUUGGACAGUUUUUUUUCAAUAUAUUUAUUGAGAGCAAGCAUAGAGGUGUUUUUGAACAGGCGUAUGUGGGGUUUUCCAUUAUUUCACAGGCUUUUUGGAUAUCAAGAAAUCAACAUCUAUCAAGUCUGCCGAAAUUGUGGCUAAAAGAGGCUUUGCAUUUAUCUGUGGGAAUAAAGGAAUCUGACAAAUUAUGCGCUACCAGACGCAGUGCUGGUUUACCGUUUUUAAUUCUAUCGAUAGUGAGUACCGACCCGUCCUAUAACCAAAUUUCUUUUCAUAGUACCAUGAAAACAUUACUGGAUUUUUUAAACAAUACUAAAGAAAGCAACAACGAGUAUAAAAUGCAUUGUCUUAACAUUUUGAGAGCCUUAUUUAGACAUAGCAAAUUGGGGGACCUGGUUUCUUCCUAUGUUGGACAGGCAGUUAUAGUUGCCAUUACAGGUUUUAAAAGUAAAAUAUGGGGGAUAAGAAAUUCCUCAACUUUGCUUUACUCAGCAUUGUUAACCAGAAUGUUUGGAGUGCAAAGAACACAAGACUCGGAAGAUGUUACAAUGAAAAACCGACUUACAGUAAGAGUAUUCUUCAUGAGAUAUCCUGAACUCUUUCAAUUUAUAUUGGAAACUCUAUCUAAUGAAUGUGAAAAGUCAGACAGUUUAGUUUUACAUCCUGUUUUGGUAAUUUUGGCCAGGUUGUACCCUUCACACAUAGAGGAAUACAACUCACAGAUUGAACAAUAUAUUCCAUUUAUUUCAACUUGUUUGGCAAAUUCUGUUUAUAAAACGAGAGAACUUGCAGCAAGAGCCUCAGUAGGUCUGAUUUGUAAAGAAAACCUUAUAAGAACAAUUGAAAAUUGCCUUUCAGAAAUUAAAAAGGCGGAAAAUGAUAAUAUAACCCAUGGUUAUUUAUUACAAGUUUUUCAUUUAAUAAAAUUGGAUAAUCUACCGGAGAAUUUACCCAUUGAUAUUUGUAUUGGAAAAAGUUUAAUUAUGAUAGAAAAUGUAGGAACCAAGUAUUCUCAUUUGUCCCUAACUUUGCUCUUAGAAAUUAUUUUAAAACUAUUAAAAAGAUAUCCACAAUAUGACAACCAACCACUUUUUGAAAAACUUCUUGGGCUUCUGGAUUACAAAAUUUUUUAUAAUAGUUCUUUAAUAACCACAGAAAAUGGCCUUUUUCAAGCAGUAACAAGUUUAACCAUAUAUUUGCUAUUGAAAAAAAUUAAAAUCAAUGAUUCCACAUUUGAAAAAAUAUCAAACCAAAUCAUAUUAGAUAAUUUAUUCAGUCUAAAUAUUUACAGAAAACAAUAUUGUCAAUAUUUCUUAAUUGCCAUUAAUCAUGCUUAUUAUAGUCAUGUUUGUCAACAAUCAAUAUUACAAACUGGAGAACUUUCGAUACCGCAAGAUAUUCAGAAAAUAGUAGAUAUGAUGGAUAAAAAAUGCUUACAAAGUAUAUUGUUGAGUUCCCACAAACACCUAAGGCACUACUUUUGCAACAAAUUUAACCCAAAUUGGCCCAAAAACUGUUUAAGUUUUACAUUACUAAACUACUAUCCCUGUUUAAUAAAAUCAAUUUAUCAAGAAAAACAAAAAACCGUAGACUACUUUGUGGGUAUUUGUCAAAGUGAAAACGAUGAACUAAUAGGUCCCGUCAUAAGCUGCAUUGCCACAUUGCUGAGUAAUUUAAGUCAUAAUGUGUUAAAGAGCUUGGACUACAAUGGUAUUACCGAUGUACUUAUGCAGUCAGCUUCGCCAGCUGCAAGUGUCAGUAGACGGUUAGCGGUGUGUCAAUUUUUGACGAAGAUGAGUUCACUUUUUAUUUAUGUAGAAGAACCAAUUUUACAAAAUGAUAAUUUAAUUAAUGUUUUCAAUAUUUUAAUGGUGCUUUUGGAAGAUGAUGAUUGUGAUGUUAGAAAUGGAUUAAGCAAUUUGUUUUUAAAAUCCAAUGUGAAUAAGAAAUUUUCAAUAUUAUUUAACUUAAACCCAUUGACACCUGAAAAAAUAAAGGAGGAUGUUUUAAAUUUAACAACAAAACUUUUACCUAAACAAUGCGCCAUAAACUUCCUUUUUUCUUGGUCCUGUAGACAUUUUCCAGAAGAGUCAACCGAUACAUCAGAGAUAUUUGAAAGAGGAGAGCUAAAUUUGUAUGCUGAAAAUAUUUUUACCAGUGAUAUAAGCAAGGAACUUUUAAAAAGCCUUUUAGGAAAAAAUAUUGACAAUGAAAUUAAUAAUAUGUAUUCAGUAACUACAUUAUUAUUAGAUUCAUUAAAAACUUAUUCUUCUCCAAUGAUGUCCGUAUUAACAAAAAACAGCAUUAUAAAUGUUUUAUUGUUAAUUAGGACAUUUUUAAAAGAAUGUUUUUCAGAAACAGAAUUUUUAAGUUACUAUAUGAACACUGUUGUUCUUUAUAUAAGAAAAAACCUAAAUCACAGCGAAUUUCAUCUUGUUAAAAAGGUAUUUGAUGCAAUUUAUUUAUAAUUCAUAAAUAAAAAUUCUUACAUUUAUAAGUAAAUUAUAUUUUACAAAAUAAAAUAUAUACAAAAUAAUAAGUUAUUACAAUUAGUUUUAUUCCAUUGGCUAAUUUAAGUUUAAAAGCACAAACAAUUAAUGGGCGAUUAUACUUAAGUCAAAAUGAUGCAAACACUUUUCAAAACUAAAAUCCUUUUUUUGAUCGGACUGGAAGAAGAGAGUCUUUGGCAUAAUUGAAAAAUGUUAGAAGUCCAUAUUUCUUGUUUUUCUUUGAAAAGUAGUUUGAAACUACAUCCACAUCU